Messenger RNA from Dreissena polymorpha, 2303 nucleotides. Its product is annotated as cartilage matrix protein-like. NCBI's taxonomy places the organism in Eukaryota, Metazoa, Mollusca, Bivalvia, Myida, Dreissenidae. Bases 139 to 2040 code for a protein of 633 amino acids. The transcript is spliced from 5 exons. The record is from RefSeq and is a predicted model, not a curated record.
UUCAUUCGGGGGCGGUACUUGGAAGAACGAUGCUUAUCAUGGCAGCUUGAUGAUAUAUAAAGAGGCAGUUUUGUUGACAUUUUAUCACAAACAACACUACGAUUAAGACAGCAAACAUUCUGUUAAAUUCUGAGGAAAAUGGACUUUGUUUUAAUAACGGUAUUGAUCGGCGUGGUCAGUGGCUUCCCUGCCGAUGAUUGUUCCAACAAGCCCGCCGAUGUGGUCUUCGUACUAGACUCGUCAAACAGCGUCUGGCUGGAGGAUUUCAAGAAACAAACAGCAUUUGUUAAGGAAGUCGUUCAGCAGUUUGACGUUGGACCAGGACCGACGCAGACGCGCGUUGCAGCGUUGACCUUUGGUCAUGAUGUAUGGAAACAGUUCAAUCUGAAUGAAAAACUGGUGGAUUCUGAUCUUUUCAAAGCGAUAGAUUCCAUCGAGCAUGGCAGGGGACGAAUGACAAAUACGGGUGGCGCCAUAAACUUUGCCCUCGAUAAGAUGUUAACACGAGAAGCCGGAAGUAGAGAUGGCGUUACGAAAGUCAUGAUUGUAAUUACUGACGGUCGUUCCCAAAAGACGAGGGAAACAAAGCAAGCCGCCCUCCGGGCCCAUGCGGCCAAUCUGACUAUGUUCGCUAUCGGUGUGGGUCGAAACUUGGACUUACUCGAAUUAAGUGACAUUGCCAGCAACCCUGAUACAGAUUACCUUUUCAUGGUGGAUGACUUCAACGCUCUGCCAUCUGUAACCAAACGAUUAGCAAGAAAGACAUGCGCAGUAUCUACACCGGUACCGACAACGUUGCCUCCUACAACAACGAAAGCUACUGAGCCAUCUGAUCAGUCGCACUUGGGAUGUGGAAGAAAGCCUGCUGAAAUUUUCUUCAUAAUAGACUCAUCCGGCAGUAUAACUGGAAAGGACUUCAACAAAGAAAUAAAUUUUGUCCAAAGUGUAAUCAAAGUCUUCGAUAUAGGCAGGGACAAGACGCGCAUUGGCCUCGUGAGCUUCAGUCACGAAACCUACAUGGAUUUGCCGCUUAACAAUACCUUGACCAAGCAACAGAUACUGGACAAACUUGACAGCAUCUUCCAAGCAGGUGGGGGCACAAACACCGCAAUGGCGCUGCGAAUGGUUCGACAACAAGGGUUCGAUUCGUCUGUUAUUCGUCCUGAAGCAGCGAAAAUCGCAAUUGUUCUGACAGAUGGCCUUUCAGCAGAUGAAGACAUGACGGAAAGAGAAGCCAGAUUAAUUCACGAACUAGGAGUAACCGUUUUUGCUAUUGGCAUCGGAAAAGGUGUGGAUCAAUUUGAAAUAAAGAGCAUCGCGAGUGAUCCGAAUGACCGACAUGCGUUCCAGGUUGAUGAUUUCAGUUCCCUCGAGACUAUUAAAGAUUUACUCGCCAUCAAAACGUGCGCCGUGAAACCUAAUGACUUGAAGGACAGCUUUAAAGAUCAGCCUUUUUGCCAGGUUAAAAAAGCUUCAGACCUGAUGUUCGUAUACGAUGCGACGGCAAUGGGAGUGCACGUCUCCAACGCGAUCGCUCAGUUCCUCUCCAGCGUUGUUUCAUCGCUUGAUGUCCGAUCUGGGCAGCUCCAUAUUGGUCGCAUUACAGAUGACUGUCCAACUGCGGGAAACAUACAACUGACAAAUAAACUGACCCCACUCGAUUUCUCAAAAUUCCAGCUCUCUUCUUACUCCCACAUGCUCGGCAAACUUCGGCGAGCUGGGUUUACAGUAGAAUAUGGAGGCCGAAAUGGUGCGUCAAAGGUCGCAGUUCUAUUUGUAGACGCAAAUAUGGAUGGACUGGAUGAAAAGGUGCUGGAAGAAGCGAGGUUGCUGAAAACAGAAAGCGAAGUUUUUAUUGUCACUCUUGGCAAUAGCGACAUUGUGUCUAAAAUAAGUAAGGAGUUUGGAAAUGGCUACCAUCAUCAUGUGAACAGUUACCGAGAUCUCAACAACGGGGUCGAGUUAUUUUUGACAAAAUUGUGCGAUUUCUUUACAUUUGCCGGCAUGGACUAUAACGUUGAUUACGUCGUACCGGUGUAAAUUCAAUUGCAAAUGAAAUGAACGAUUGUACAUGUCUUUUGCAUUCGUGUAUGCUAGUUUUAUUUGUGUUUAAUACAAAUAUGAAUAUAAAUUAUUUAUCAAAAAUGUUUCUAUUUUAUAAUAUAUUAUUUGUUGUUUUUGUUGUUUUCCUUAAUUUCUUAACACUUUCAACGUCCAUAAAGAGAUUAAUUAUAUACGACGGACAUGUAAAUAACGUGUGUAUUAUUUUAUUAAUAAAGUAUUUUUGGACCAAUGCAUAUAAA